AUGGGACGUGGUUUUAUCGUUGGAGGUCAGAAAUCACGAAUUUAUGUUGUUAUAAGAUGUAAAAAUGCACUCAGGUCAUGUCCAUUAGAAUAUUCCAUUGAUCUAGCCUGUGUUAACAACGCAACAACUUCAACUCCUAAACCUACAUCCGUAUCUACCGCUAAACCUGUUCAGCCGUCAAUCGUUGUUGGUACUUGUGAAUGUCAUUGUUGUAAGGGAAAUGCCACAUGUGUCCCCGUGUAUGUAGGAACUAUUCCUUAUUAUACUAAUACAUGUCAAGCAUUGGAUUGUGCUAGUCGCUGUUCUACACAAUUUUCCGUUUGUCCAGUUGAUGGAAUUCAAUCCGGAAAAAUUGAAACAUAUUGCAGAAAAAAUGCUGGUGCAGCAAUAAGAAAUGUACCUUAUAUUCCACUUUUAACAUUUUUGAUGUACAUAUCGAACAUUAUAUAA
Messenger RNA from Rotaria sordida, 450 nucleotides. The record is from the annotation of a GenBank genome assembly. NCBI's taxonomy places the organism in Eukaryota, Metazoa, Rotifera, Eurotatoria, Philodinida, Philodinidae.